ACCAAAACACAUUCCCUAAUUUUAGAGAACUCUUCCUCUUCCUCAACCAAAACCCUUCUCUCUCACAAAUUGCAAGAUCGUUCUAUCACCCUCUCCUAAAAUCCAACCGUCAAUUUCAAUAUCACUGCUGAUUCAUAAAUUUUUCUUGUAUUUUCCCACGUAGGUACAUAUUCUUGGUUCAUUAGAGCUUUCUUGUGGAAGAGCAAAAGAAGGUUUUGAAGAUUUAGAAGGCCAAGGAAAAGCUACCUACUAAGAGCUAAAGAGAUGUCGCUAACUAGAGGAGGAAACACAUCUAGCCGAGCAAGGCAGCGUAAACCAACACGUGGUGGUGGUACAAGGUCUAUACGGAGCAAUAAUGAACAUCAUGAUCCUAGUACUCUCAAUGAUGAGUUGGGAGGUGAGCAUCCAGAUGAUUUGCCCAUAGCUAGUCAUAGGACCAAGGGUCAUAACUGUGGUAUUCCUAUGCAUGCUGAUCGAUUACAACGUAUUGAAAUAAUUAUUAAAAAUAGCACUUUUGGUGAAACUUUCAUACCCUGUGACAUCACCGCAAUCAUGAAAGCAUAUUUUGAUUGUCCAUACCCCACAUUCUGCUUGAUGCCACAACCCAUAAGAGAUGGUUUAUGGGAUCGGUUUAUGGUUUUACACCGACUGUCUUGGGGUUGAAACUGCUUAGGAAACUGGAUAUUCCUGAGGAAAAAUAUACAUUUCUUGGAUACGGGCCAGAAGAUUCUCACUUUGUUAUUGAACUUACAUACAGUGAGCAUUGUUAAGUGUUCCCAAAUUAUUAUUUUCAUGAUCUGUACUAUGAAUUGAAUGCACAAAUAUUACUAUGCCAUGCCUCUUUUUGCAGGCAUAUGCUUAUUCUCAACAGCUUAAGUCGAUUUGUCAUUAGUAUUUGUGUUUUAUCUGAUAUUAUGUUAGAUUAUGGGAUUAAUAAAUAUGAUAUUGAGAAUGGUUUUGGUCAUUUUGGCAUUGCAGUUGAGGAUGUAAGUUUCUGUCAAUUUUAUGUAAGAUUCCAGUAUAUAUGAUUGAAAGUAGAUGAUUGUCUUGAUA
Molecule: messenger RNA, 1053 nt
Organism: Olea europaea var. sylvestris
Lineage: Eukaryota; Viridiplantae; Streptophyta; Magnoliopsida; Lamiales; Oleaceae
Exons: 5
Coding region: 265-663 (132 amino acids)
Source: RefSeq, a predicted model, not a curated record